This is a messenger RNA of Rotaria sordida, 984 nucleotides long. The record is from the annotation of a GenBank genome assembly. NCBI's taxonomy places the organism in Eukaryota, Metazoa, Rotifera, Eurotatoria, Philodinida, Philodinidae.
AUGACAGAUAAAAAUGCAGCUUUAAAAAUAUUAAAUGCUCAUGAUAAAUUACAUUUUACAUUUCUUCAAAGUAAAUUAGAUGAUGAAACUGUUAUUGAAGCUCGAGGUUAUGAUGGAAUUUGUAUUGUUCAUCGAGAUGCUCGCAUACCAAAUAUUGUCGAAAAAACACAUCAAAAUUGUCCAUCAGUCAAAAUAAUUGCUUUACGUAGUGCUGGACAUAAAGGUGUAUCGUUAGAAACAGCUAAAAGUUAUGGUAUUGAAAUAUGUCGUAUACCACCUUAUUCACCACAUGCUGUUGCUGAACAUGCAGUGGCUCUUUUACUUUCACUUAAUCGUAAUAUGCAUCAUGCAUUUUUUCGAACCAAACAACAUAAUUUUACUUUGGAUGGAUUAGUUGGUGUUGAUCUUUUUGGUAAAACUGUUGGCAUUAUUGGAACAGGUGAUAUUGGAACAGGUGAUAUUGGAAUAUGUGCAGUUAAUAUAUUUUUGGGUUUUGGUGGUAAAGUUUUAUGUUAUGAUAUUAAACCUGAUGAGGAAGCAGCAAAAAAAAAAGGUUUCGAAUACGUAACAAUGGAUGAAUUACUUCAAAAAAGUGAUAUUGUUUCUCUUCAUGCACCAUUAAAUGAUUCGACUUAUCAUUUGAUUGAUAAAACUGCUUUCGACAAAAUGAAACAAGGUGCUAUGUUAAUUAAUACAAGUCGUGGUCCUUUAGUAGAUGCUCAAGCACUUGUAGAUUGUCUUAAGUCAAGAAAAUUACGAGGUGCAGCAUUGGAUGUUUAUGAAUUCAAAGAUAAAUAUUAUUUUUACAAUGAUUAUAGUCAAAAAGUUAUGGAUGAUGAUACAUUAGCACGUUUAAUUUCUAUGCCAAAUACAAUAGUUACAUCACAUCAAGUAUUUCUUACUGAAGAAGCAUUAAAAAAGAUUGCUGAAUCAAUUGUUCAAAGUUUACUCGAUUUUUUUCAUGGAAAAAAAGAAAAUAUCUAA